AUGAAAGACAAGCCCAUAGCUGUCUCGGGACUCACUUCGUCCCUCCCCCAAAAUACCAAAUCAUGGUGGAAAACCACCCAUCUCAUCCACCUAAACAGCCUAAUAGCAAGCCUGAUCCUCUUCUCUGGCACACUGGGUUACGACAUCUCCCUAAUGAACAGCCUGCAAUCCCUACCCCGAUGGCAAACCUUCAUGGCCCACCCAGCAGGAAUAAAGCUCGGUUUCAUAAACGCCCUCCAAAACAUAGCCAGUAUGCUCUUCCUACCCAUUCAAGCAUGGUCCGCCAAUCGUUUCGGCCGCAAACCCACCAUUUUAGCCGGGUACAUAUUCAUGAUCCUUGGCGUCGGACUCCAAUCCGCUUCCCCGAACGCAAACACAUUCAUCUACUCCCGCUUGCUGGUGGGUAUCGCUGGCGCAUGGUUCCAAUGCGCGGUGAUUCUCGUCACGGAAAUCGCGUAUCCAUCCCAUCGCUCGCUCGUCACGGCUAUCUAUAUGUGCCAGUACUAUGCCGGAUCCUCGCUGUCAGCGUGGAUUUCCUUUGGUAUGAGAAAUGUAUCGAGUAAUUGGGCGUGGCGUGUGCCUGUCCUUAUGCAGAUUGCGUUGCCGCUUCUUGCCUUGCCUGGUGCAUUGUGUGUGCCAGAGUCGCCGCGUUGGCUAAUUGGCUGUGGGCAAGUUGAGGAGGCGAGAAGGAUACUGGUUAAGUUCCAUGCUGGUGGGGAUGAGGGUUCGCAGUUGGUCGCUUUUGAGAUGGAGGAGAUCAGGCAGGGUUUGGCGUUGGAGCGGAACGCGCGACGGGAGACGCGCUGGAUUGAUUGUGUUAGGACUUCGGGGAAUCGGUAUCGGCUUUUCUUGAGUGUUUCUUUGGGUGCUUUUGCUCAGUGGAAUGGAGGUGGUGUGGUGUCAUACUACCUAACCCUUAUUCUCGAUACAAUCGGUAUAACCUCGUCAACAGAUCAGACCCUCAUAAACGGCUUCCUCCAGCUCUGGAAUGCGUGUCUUGUCGAUCACGCUGGCCGCCGUGCGCUCUUCAUCACGUCGACUGUGAUAAUGCUGAUCAGCUAUAUCUUUAUCACUGCGCUAUCGGGAAGCUUCGUAACGACGGGUACUAGCACCGUCGGAACAGCUGUGAUCCCAUUCUUGUUCAUCUACUACGCGGGCUACGACAUCGCUUUCACGCCGCUGCUCCUGGCAUACCCGGCUGAGAUUUGGACGACGUCGCUACGUGCCAAGGGCGUUGCUAUCUCCAUGAUGUCGAAUUAUAUGGCGCUGGUUUUCAAUCAGCUCAUUAACCCUAUUGCGUUUGAGAGUAUUUCUUGGAAAUAUUAUUUUGUGUUUUUGGGUGUGCUGCUUGUUGUUUUGGUUGUUGUUUGGAAGACUUAUCCUGAGACUAGGGGGAGGUCGCUUGAAGAAAUUGCGUGUAUUUUUGAUGGGGAGGCGCGUGUUGCUGGUGAUGCUAACGUGAUCGUGCAGAAAAGACAUACUGGGAUAAUUGAACAUCGAGAGUUGUGA
Messenger RNA from Penicillium robsamsonii, 1509 nucleotides. RefSeq lists its product as uncharacterized. The coding region runs from base 1 to 1509 and encodes 502 amino acids. Gene Ontology annotation, cellular component: membrane. Gene Ontology annotation, molecular function: carbohydrate:proton symporter activity. The record is from RefSeq and is a predicted model, not a curated record. The transcript has 3 exons. NCBI's taxonomy places the organism in Eukaryota, Fungi, Ascomycota, Eurotiomycetes, Eurotiales, Aspergillaceae. Gene Ontology annotation, biological process: transmembrane transport; carbohydrate transport.